AUGGAUCAGGCUGAAAAGCUUCAACAAGCAAUCCACCUGCUAAGUUCUAUAACUUCAGGUUCGUCUUCGUCCAGCGAUCAAACGCGGCGUUCUAGUGAACAGGAAGGAGAGGAAGCACAAACUGCACUUUUCCGUGGAUCGCGAUUGCAAGACCGUGGAAGUCAACGUGACGAGGGCUCUUGUCGGCGUGCAUUAGACGCAGUAAGGUUAGUACGAGAACGUCUAGAAGCACGUCAACCAAGUAGAGCGGAAUCAGUCCUAGCAGAACAACGAGCUAACUUUUCUUCGUACGGUUCAUCAAAAAGAUCAAAGAAAAGUACCACGAGGAGCAGGUGCUGGACUCUGAAGGCAGUUUGUCUCAGUAGCAGGAAUGCGUGUCAGGUACCGUGUACACUAGCGCAACGCGAAGCACUGGUUGAAGCCGGUUUAGGAGAGAAAAGAGUUGUCAUCUUGGACAUUGACUCGUGUUCAACUUGCGAUUUCAAGGCUCACUUGAUAGAAACGUUUCAAAAACUAGAUGGUUGUGGUGGAUUUGAUCUUCUGAGAUGCUUACCAAAUUCAAAAAGUCUUGAGUUCAUCUCUACAACAAUAGCUCAAUCUCCGAAACUAUUGAAGAGCGUGAUUGGUAAUGGCAAAGUAUACAUUCGGCCAAUCCAAAAAGACCUAAAGCUUGAAGUUGAUGACAAGUUAGCGCUGCCGAGUCAGGCGAAAGAGACGUGUAUGUAUUGCAACGAAGCGGUGUUCCUUCAGGAUCUAAGACGACAUGUGUUUUCGUGUGAACAGAGACGGUAAGACUCUAUAGACCCUGUGAUUUAGUACUGUAGUAAUCAAG
Molecule: messenger RNA, 832 nt
Organism: Corticium candelabrum
Lineage: Eukaryota; Metazoa; Porifera; Homoscleromorpha; Homosclerophorida; Plakinidae
Exons: 3
Coding region: 1-792 (263 amino acids)
Source: RefSeq, a predicted model, not a curated record